Molecule: messenger RNA, 2241 nt
Organism: Nematolebias whitei (Rio pearlfish)
Lineage: Eukaryota; Metazoa; Chordata; Actinopteri; Cyprinodontiformes; Rivulidae
Gene: dclre1c
Product: DNA cross-link repair 1C, PSO2 homolog (S. cerevisiae)
Exons: 17
Coding region: 97-2241 (714 amino acids)
Biological process (GO): protection from non-homologous end joining at telomere; interstrand cross-link repair; double-strand break repair via nonhomologous end joining
Molecular function (GO): 5'-3' DNA exonuclease activity; damaged DNA binding
Source: RefSeq, a predicted model, not a curated record
AAACAAAACAAGUUCUCUGAAAACAUUCGUCGUCUCAGUAAAACGAACAAAGUCCAGUUAAAUUCGGGUUCCGUCGAUAAAAAGUUCGGCUCGGAGAUGAGUUCGUUCGCGGGUCGAAUGAAGGAGUACCCCACCGUUUCUCUGGACCGGUUCGACCGGGAGAACCUCCAUGCCCAGGCCUACUUCCUGUCCCAUUGUCACAAAGAUCACAUGAAGGGCCUGAAGGGACCGCUGCUGAAGAGGAAGCUGCAGUUCAGCCGGACCGUCAGACUUUACUGCUCCUUCGUGACCAAAGAGCUGCUGCUGAACAACCCCAAGUACGCCUUCUGGGAGGAAAACAUUGUUCCUCUGGAGCUCGAGAGUCCCACUCAGAUCUCGCUCGUUGACGAAGCUUCUGGACAGAAAGAGGAGGUCGUGGUGACGUUGCUUCCUGCGGGUCACUGUCCCGGCUCGGUCAUGUUCCUGUUCGAGGGUUGCCGUGGAAACGUCCUGUACACAGGUGACUUCAGGCUGGCUGUGGGAGACGCCUCCAGGAUGGAGCACCUGCACUCCGGCAGCAGGGUGAAGGACAUCCGGACCGUUUAUCUGGACUCGACUUUCUACGACCCGCGGUUCUUCCAGAUACCCAGUCGGGAGGUCUGUCUGCGAGGGAUUUCAGAGCUCGUCGGGAGCUGGAUCAGUCAGAGUCCGCAUCACGUGGUUUGGCUCAACUGUAAGGCUGCGUACGGGUACGAGUAUCUGUUCACCAACCUGGGAGACGAGUUCAACACGCAGGUCCACGUCAACAGUCUGGCCAUGUUUAAGAAGAUGCCAGAGAUCCUGAGCUACGUCACAACCGACCGCCGCACCCAGAUCCACGCCUGCCGACACCCCAAGGACGAGGAGUUUUUUCAGGGUAACCGUCUGCCCUGCGGCUGCACGGCUGCAGACGGGACGCCUCUUCGUAUCAUCAGCAUCAAACCGUCAACCAUGUGGUUCGGAGAGAGAACCAAGAAGACCAACGUCUUGAUAAAAACAGGAGCCAGUUCCUACAGAGCCUGCUUCAGCUUCCACUCCUCCUACUCCGAGAUUAAAGACUUCUUGUCGUAUCUUGAGCCGGUCAACAUCUACCCGAGCGUCGUCCCGAUCGGCCGCACGCUGCAGGAGGUCACUCAGACGCUCAGGACCAUGUGCAGGAAGCAGCUCGACGAGGACGCCGCCGUUUACAAACCUCUGGGAGUCCUCAAACGCAGCAGACUGAGGCGACGUUCUAACGACUCUGAGAGCGACAGCGAGCUGUUUGAAGGUUUGGACCUGGUGCCGGUCAGGAAGAAGAUGAACCUGAACCAGGAAGUAAAACAAGAGAAGUCGGCUGAGACGACAGCGCCCCCUGUAGUCGAGCCCUUCCCUCUGAUUGACUCGGACCUGCGGUCUGUCGGUCAGAACUUUUUGGACUGCACCGAGUCCAACGGGGAGGAGGAGGAGGAGGAGGAGGAGGAGGAAGGGAAAGGAGACCAAGAAAAGGAGAACAAGGAGGCUCUGAAGUGGGAGGACUUCUUUGCAACAGAGGUGCUGAGUGACAGCCAGAACAGCCAAUCACAGUCCUGCUGCUCCGUCAGAACCGCCUCCCCCUCCAGAGCGACCGGGUCGCAGACUCCAGAACUGUUCAGUGAUGAAGAGGAGGACGUCAGUCUGGCUCUGUCGGCGUCGCAGUCCAACCUCGACGACACGCUCAUCCUCCACCCGGAGCACGGCCACGCACACGCCCGGAACGGUCUCGUCCAAUCAGAGCUCGAGGAGCUGCCGGCGUCUCAGGCCUCGUCGGACUUCGACGUCCCCUGCACCCCCGGGUCGGAGGCGCCGCGGCCCGACGAGCUGCUGCAGCUUUACAGGAAGUUGGCCUCAGGGGAGGAAGUGGUCGCCAGAGGUCACUCUUUCAGGGAUGAAGAUGUUCACGAGAGCUUGGACAUCGUCAGGACGAUGAAGACCACUACAUGUUCCCUUGACCCUCUGGUUAAGAUGAUUUCAACCACUGGUCCAGUAGUCACCUCUACCAUCAACGUGUCUCUUCAGUCUGGUUCUGUUCCAGCACCAAUCAAACCUCUCCUGAAAAGACCCACCCUGGACCUGGAAAUCCCAUCAAACAGACCCACAGCUAGUCUCCAGAUCCUCUCAAAGGUUCUGGAGAAAGUUGUUGCCGUGCAGCUCAACGACCACAGAUCAGCUGAUUCAGUCCAGGUUCUGCUCUUCACACUGCACUGA